Metschnikowia bicuspidata var. bicuspidata NRRL YB-4993 is the source of this 252-nucleotide messenger RNA. RefSeq lists its product as uncharacterized. Gene Ontology annotation, cellular component: MICOS complex; mitochondrion; mitochondrial inner membrane. The coding region runs from base 1 to 252 and encodes 83 amino acids. The transcript is spliced from 2 exons. Lineage: Eukaryota; Fungi; Ascomycota; Pichiomycetes; Serinales; Metschnikowiaceae. The record is from RefSeq and is a predicted model, not a curated record.
AUGUCCGAUCAAAAACAAGUUGCUACGUCUACCUCUCAAAGCUUGUUGAACGAUAAGUGGGAUGUUGUUUUGUCCAACACCAUGAUCAAAACCGCUUUGGGUUUUGGCGGCGGAGUUUUGGCUUCCGUUCUUUUAUUUAAGAGAAGGUCGUUCCCUGUCUGGCUCGGUGUUGGUUUCGGUUUGGGCAGAGGAUACUCUGAGGGUGAUGCCAUUUUCAGAUCCGACUUCGGCACGAGGUCCUACAAGGCUUAA